AUACAAGUAACAUUGGAAAAAUUUGUAGGGUUUCAGAGCAAAUAAAGAUCUUAUAUAGCUUCAAAAAUCAGUUUCAAACCUUCCAUUGAAGCAAAUUAAGUCAUGAAACGCUACGGAAUGUGAACCAGAGACAAAUGAGAGACGGACCAUCAGUUUCACAUUCAAGUAAUCCACUAGAGUUGAAACGAUGUUCCGAAUUCGAAGAGAAAAAAAAAAUUCACAAAAAAAACUUGAGCGAUAAAAGUUACAAAAUUAGUUUUAGACAGGAAUAAGUGACAAUUUAAGUACGUUUUAUGUUUUAUUUAAUUGACAACAUAUUGUGGAAUAGUGUAUGAUAGAAAUAUUAGGAUCCCUAUAGUGCAAGCCGCCACAUACAUACAUUUUUCAUUCUCGCAGUGCCACAUUUUUUGACGACAAACAACAAGAAAUAAAAUUUUAUUACAACAACUCUCAUUGACAACCUAUACUCUAAUUAAUAAGCAUAUAAAUCAAUCAAAAACUAAUAAAAUGGAAGCAAUUGCAAAGCAUGACUUUAAUGCGACCGCUGAGGAUGAGUUGAGUUUCCGUAAACAGCAAGUAUUGAAGAUCCUUAAUAUGGAGGACGACAUGAAUUGGUAUCGAGCCGAACUAGACGGAAAAGAAGGCUUAAUUCCAAGUAAUUAUAUAGAAAUGAAAAAUCAUGAUUGGUAUUAUGGUCGAAUCACGAGAGCUGAUGCCGAGAAACUUCUGUCCAAUAAACAUGAUGGUGCAUUUUUGAUUCGAAUCAGCGAAUCAAGUCCCGGAGACUUUUCUCUAUCAGUAAAAUGCUCGGAUGGCGUUCAGCAUUUCAAAGUGUUGCGCGAUAAUCAAGGAAAAUUCUUUUUAUGGGUCGUUAAGUUUAAUUCUCUUAAUGAAUUAGUUGAAUAUCAUCGUACGGCAUCAGUGUCACGUUCACAGGAUGUUAAAUUGCGCGAUAUGGUCCCCGAGGAGAUAUUGGUGCAAGCUUUAUACGACUUUACAGCACAAGAGAGCGGUGAACUUGAUUUUAGACGAGGCGACGUAAUAACAGUGACAAAUCGAUCUGAAGAGCACUGGUGGACAGGCGAAAUUGGUUCACGUAAAGGACUCUUUCCUGCGAUUUACGUCACACCAUACCGUUCUAACACAUAAGAUCCAUGAUGCAUUUAUUUCCAUUCGACCCUUGAUUAUUUCUUUGCCCUUGAUAUUAAUACUGUAUUUCUAUGACAUAAUUGACAUGAUAACACCAAUAAUCACCAGCAUCAUCUGAAACAAAACUGAAAGCUACGACGACGACGACAACAACAACAAAUUGUUAAUUAAUUAUUGUUUUUUGCAUUAGUGAAGUGAAUUAGAAACGCGCGUGUGAGAGAGAAACAAUAACUUACAUUUUAUAUAUUAUAAACUGAAAAAAAAGCAACAAUGAAUAAUACCGAUAAUACCAAACAAUGCAAUUUCCUCUGAAAACUAUUUAAAAUAGAGAUAUCGCGUAUUUCAUCAUUUUUAAUCACGGCUCAAAAGUUUUUUAUGUACUCUACGAGUGGUAAUGAGUCGAAUAACAGCCCGUGACCUUGAAAUGGAAUAAGAUAAAACAAACAUUGGGUCGUGUAUUGCUCCCCACAAAUUUUUCAAUUCAGUGUUCUGUAUUUUAAAUACAUGCAAAACAUAUGCGCGUGAUGGAAAAUGAUGGAUUAUCUGUGUGUAUUUUUAUUAUUUCUUUUUCGGUAAAAAGAGACGAAGAAAAAAAAAAUGACGUGAAAACGCAGAAAUAACAGAAACGUUUAUGAGAUAAAGAUAAAGAGUGUUGACAAGUUGGACGGAGAUUGAAGUAGAGGCGCAUUUUCGAUGAGGCUGAAAUGAGCAAGAAUGAAUCUUCAAAGUUUGAGUGAUAACGGCUUUCUGAAGUUUGAAUUUUGGCUGUUUUUUUGGAAAAUGCUGAAAUUUUAACUGUUGUGAGGUUUUGAGUUUUCGAAAUUUUACGGUUAUGAAAAUUUUAAAUUUAAACGGAUUUUGUAGAGUUCAAAAAUGAACUCAAAUGAAACCAACUGAAGUGAACUACUGAACGACCAACAAGAACCAAAAGAACUUUUUAAAAAAAAAUUAACGGAUUUUUGAAAAUACUGGAAAUAUUUUUUGAAAAUUGACGAAUUUAGGUUUUGUUUCAACGAUUUAAAUCCAGUUCUUCCUGCUUAAAGUUAAACGUAAAUGUUUUGUUGGUUAUAAAUUCUGUAAAUUAAAGUGGAUUGUGUUGAAAUACUAACUUAAGCUUCAAAUUAGAAAUCAAAGUCGAUAGUGACAGCCACAAAUCAUUCAGAAUAAAGAUCCAGCCAUUCUUAAAGUGGCCACAAACUCAACACAGCUCAUUCGAAAGUGCGGCUUAGAAAAUAUCUUACGAAUCCUAAAUAAUCUGGUAUUAAUUCAGUGCAAUUCUUCCAAACAUAUAAUAUAUAUAUAUAUAGAGACUUUAUGAAGCAUCAUAAAAAGAUAGAAACAGGAAAUUUUUUUCGGGCAUUAAUCUUUUAUAACUUAUUGGGGUCAAUGAUCAUCAUUAAUGAAUAUAUUUCUUCCCUCCUUAACGACUCGAUUGAUAUAAGAUAAUUUUUGAUUUUUUUCUAAAGAAAAAUGAAAUGGAGCCAUAUAUAUUAUUAUAUGAUAUAAAACAACACUUUUUUGUGUAAUUUUUUAUAUUCUUUUAAAAUGUAUUUAUUUUUAAAGAAGGUGUGCGAACACAGAGACACAUGUGGACUUAUUUUCUCAUUUCUUGGAGGAUUUUGUUAUUUUUAUGUCAGCCAGAUGCUCGACUAAUUUCCUUCAAAUCUACAAGAUAAUCGCAACAAUUUCUCUUUUCUUAAAAAAAUUAAAUUGAUGGAAAAUUUUCAGUAGUUGAGAUCGAUUAUGUUCAAUGCCAAGGGCUAAUUCAGUGAUUAUUUAUCAUUAAAAUUUAUGAAUUUGAGAUAUUUUGACGUAAAUGUCAAGGAUGUUUAAGAGAAAAUUUCGCCCUCAGACUUCCAUUAAAAUGAAAAUACACUUGAGCUUGUGAAAACUCAUUUAAAUUUGAAUUGAUUUACAUGAUUUAUUCUAACACAGGCAGUUUAUGUGCUUGUGGGAAUGUUAAUACAGCACAUAAGCUAUUGUUUGUUGUUUGAAUGGAUUUUCAAUGAUUUUUGAUGGAUGGAAAUAAAUUGAAUUUUUAACGGUUUUUGAAAUUUGAAUUUUAACGGCUAUUUAAAAUUUGAAUUGUAGCUGUUGUAUGGUUUUGAAGAAAAAUUUG
Molecule: messenger RNA, 3268 nt
Organism: Chironomus riparius
Lineage: Eukaryota; Metazoa; Arthropoda; Insecta; Diptera; Chironomidae
Source: the annotation of a GenBank genome assembly